UUUGUGAUUUUAUUGUUUGGUUUGUACUUUGUAGUUGAUUCCAUUCUGAUUUGUGGUUCAUGUCUAAUGAUUUAAUCAAUGAAAUAAGUAUUACAUUUCUUUAAAAGAUAUUAAUGUUAUUUGUUUCACAUGUAAAUUAGCCUGUUAUACCAUUGAAAUGAGUAGACUUUUUCCGAAUUUGUUGACUGAGAACAAUCAAGUUGAUCCGAGAGGAUACACUUCAAACUCGAAGUCAAUAGAGUUUGGACCAUGGCAUAUAUCAUUUGAUGUCAGUUGUAUUCUACCAAGUAUGUGUUCAACCAAAAUUGUUUGUGAACGAAAUGAUGAUCAGUUCUGCCAGUUUUGUAUAUACAGCAGAGAAUUAAGCAUACCACAUUUUCCUGAUAUGAUAUUUCCAAAAAAUAUUCUCACCUUACAGCAUACUAAUGGUGCUAAAAUAGAAUUUAAUCCUCUUGAUGCAUUAAAAAGAGUGGCGGUUAGAACUGAGGCUAUUGAAGUAUCCUGCGCAGAAGAAUGGCUAGAAAGCAGGCCAGGAGCAACAAAAAAAAAGCAACCUUUUGAUUGGACCUUCUCAACAGAUUACAAAGGAACACUGUCUGGCAAUCUAACCGUUCAAGAUUCUCAAGAGACAAUAGACUUUGAACUGCUAAAAAAGAAAGAACAAAUAUUAUUCUAUCAUGAUCUUACAUUAUUUGAAGAUGAAUUACAUGAUCAUGGGAUUUCAAAGCUCUCAGUAAAAAUUAGAGUGAUGCCAACAUAUUGGUAUGUGCUGUUGAGAUAUUUCUUAAGAGUAGAUGAUGUCCUUGUUCGUUCCUUUGAGACCAGAAUGUUUCAUAUAAUUAAUACAGAUUAUGUAUUAAGGGAGUUUACUGCCAAAGAAGCAAAGGCGCAGGAUUUGAAUAUGCCCACAGCACUCAUGAAGGAUGCAGAUGAUGUUAUACCUCAUUUGCCUGUGAAAGAAAAAGUAACAGAUAAACUGGUUGUGAAUAUAAAUAAUUAAAAUUAUAGAUCUCAAAGUAAUUUAAGUUGUAUGUUGUAAAUGUAUUCUGAGCUCUACAUUAAAAGUUUUAAUGAAAGUUGUUUUUAAAUUAUGUAUAUUAUUUCUAUAAUUAUUGGCUUCUUUGCUUUGGAAAGAGAUUAAGAGUUACUGUAUCAAAACAAUUAUACUUUCGAAAAUAUAAAGGGUGUUCCAGGAUAGAGUAUCAAGUGGUGGUGCAGAGAUAGAGCAACCUUAGAGGGACCCAAAAAAUAUUCAUGUAUUUUUAGUAGUUUAGAAGUUAGUUUGGGAAUUUUUCGGUGUAUAUUUUAAAAUAAUCUAGUCUAUUUGACAUGAUAACAAAAAAAUACAUAUUAUAGAAGAAAUUGUAUACUCAAAAGAAUCAAGAAAUGCAAAGAGAAAUAAUUGAAGCCAAAAGAACAAUUAAAGACCACAGACAAGCUUGUAGAACGCUUCAAGCAACCUUUUAAGGCAAAUCCUCAUUUGUCAGAAUGAUGGUCGUCAUUCAGAAAAUUUCAUGUAAUUUUAUUUUAAUAAAUUGAUUGCAAAUA
Messenger RNA from Pieris rapae (cabbage white), 1548 nucleotides. RefSeq names its product TIP41-like protein. Lineage: Eukaryota; Metazoa; Arthropoda; Insecta; Lepidoptera; Pieridae. Bases 158 to 1000 code for a protein of 280 amino acids. Gene Ontology annotation, biological process: TOR signaling. The transcript is spliced from 6 exons. The record is from RefSeq and is a predicted model, not a curated record. Gene Ontology annotation, cellular component: cytosol.